Paracoccidioides lutzii Pb01 is the source of this 234-nucleotide messenger RNA. RefSeq lists its product as hypothetical. The transcript has a single exon. Bases 1 to 234 code for a protein of 77 amino acids. The record is from RefSeq and is a predicted model, not a curated record.
AUGACGACUAAGCCCGACCGCCCAGUAUUGGAGCUGCUUCAGGCUGAAGCUUGUGACGAUGAUCAAAGCUUCUUCCACAUCCCAGUUGGCAAUCGAUAUGUCAAAUAUCUCUCUAUCAACCCAGGUCCGUACACACUGGAAGACAUGUGCUUUGGGACCGUUCUAGCUAGCAUUCUUCCAGACGUCCCUCAUGGAAAUCAAAAACGACGGCUUAGUGGGUCGUCCUUACUCUGA